Menidia menidia (Atlantic silverside) is the source of this 1602-nucleotide messenger RNA. The record is from the annotation of a GenBank genome assembly. Lineage: Eukaryota; Metazoa; Chordata; Actinopteri; Atheriniformes; Atherinopsidae.
CUGCGCUUUGGCUGGGAGCGGCGAGGCGCGCUCUGCCCCCCCACUCCCGAAACCACCUGUAUGGAUGAUCACACAUCCAGCGUGAUUCGGUCACCCUCGUCGGCCAGGGGAGCGGAAAAGGAUGCCGUAGAUCCCAGGGGUUAUGGCGAGGUCCAGAAGGGCACCAUGACGGUGGAGAACAUGCUGGAGGAGUCCGCCGUGCUCUCGGCGCCUCACCUGUCGGUGGAUCGAUGCGCGCGCGGCCGCCGGGGAGGCUGCGAGAGGGUGGUCAUCAACAUUUCGGGUUUGCGCUUCGAGACGCAACUUAAAACUUUCAACCAGUUCCCAGACACGCUGCUGGGGGACCCGCGCAAAAGGAUGCGCUACUUUGACCCACUUAGGAACGAGUACUUCUUUGACAGGAACAGACCCAGCUUCGAUGCCAUCCUGUACUAUUACCAGUCGGGAGGACGCAUUCGGAGACCCGUUAACGUUCCCAUUGAUAUUUUCUCAGAGGAGAUUAGGUUUUACCAACUCGGGGAGGAAGCCAUGGAAAAAUUCCGCGAGGACGAAGGGUUUAUUAAAGAGGAGGAGCGUGUACUCCCCAAAAAUGAUUUCCAAAAGCAGGUUUGGCUGUUGUUUGAGUAUCCCGAAAGCUCUGGACCAGCAAGAGGGAUAGCUAUCGUUUCGGUACUUGUUAUAUUGAUUUCAAUUGUUAUUUUCUGUAUGGAGACUCUACCCGAAUUUCGGGACGAAAAGGACAUAGCCACGGUGGCGCCCACAGUUAACGGCACAGCUUCCUACGUGCCAAGUCCCUUCACAGAUCCCUUUUUUGUGAUAGAGACGCUGUGUAUUAUCUGGUUCUCGUUUGAGUUGCUGGUCAGGUUUUUCGCCUGCCCCAGCAAAACCACUUUUUCCAAAAACAUAAUGAAUAUCAUUGACAUUGUCGCCAUAAUUCCUUACUUUAUCACUCUGGGGACAGAGCUGGCCGAGAAGCAAACUAACGGUGGCCAACAGGCGAUGUCCCUGGCCAUCCUUAGGGUGAUCAGACUGGUGCGAGUCUUUCGCAUCUUUAAGCUCUCACGACACUCAAAGGGACUUCAGAUUUUGGGGCAGACCCUCAAGGCGAGCAUGAGAGAGCUGGGCUUGCUCAUAUUCUUUCUUUUCAUUGGAGUCAUCCUCUUCUCCAGUGCAGUUUACUUCGCGGAAGCGGACGACCCUUCAUCCAGCUUCACCAGCAUCCCGGAUGCUUUUUGGUGGGCCGUCGUUACCAUGACCACCGUCGGAUAUGGAGACAUGCACCCGGUGACCAUCGGUGGGAAGAUAGUGGGGUCGUUGUGCGCAAUAGCAGGCGUGCUGACCAUUGCCUUACCCGUGCCAGUGAUUGUGUCCAAUUUCAACUACUUCUAUCACCGAGAAACCGACGGAGAGGAGCACCAGCAGUACCUGAACACGGCCAGCUGCGAGCACCUGCCCUCUGAGGAGCUCAGGAAGUCGUGCAGCUCCUCAUCCCUCAGCAAGUCAGAGUACAUGGUGAUAGAGGAAGGCAUCAAGCAGCACAACUUUACCACAGAAAACAACCAGAACUGCGUGAACAUCAAAAAGAUCUUCACAGACGUGUAA